Messenger RNA from Tribolium castaneum (red flour beetle), 1701 nucleotides. RefSeq lists its product as uncharacterized. Gene Ontology annotation, biological process: proteolysis. The record is from RefSeq and is a predicted model, not a curated record. The transcript is spliced from 8 exons. Gene Ontology annotation, molecular function: metalloaminopeptidase activity; manganese ion binding. Lineage: Eukaryota; Metazoa; Arthropoda; Insecta; Coleoptera; Tenebrionidae. Bases 138 to 1649 code for a protein of 503 amino acids. Gene Ontology annotation, cellular component: mitochondrion.
CAGUUUUUGAAAACGUGUGAAUGCAGCUUAACCCACGCUAACCCGUCAAAUGUCACUUUGACGUUUACGUUUCCUAACCUCUAAAAAAAAAUUUUUAGUUUUUAAGCCUUCAGAAACAUCAAAUCUGUGAUAUUGCAAUGUUGUCGACACGAGCCCGGCUCCUUUUAUCACUUUUGAACAAAUCAGAUGUCUUCCGUUCCUAUUGCAAAAAAGCCACAAAGGGCAAGUUCGAGUUCCCCAAGCGGACGAUUUUCAAGUCCUACGGCCAACCGACACACGAGACCCACCCCCAGCUCUUGCAAAAAGACGAAAUCACCCCCUUGAUAAAACGCUCCGAGUUCCAGGACCGGAGACAGAAACUAAUGGAGCAAGUGUGUGUCUACGUCAAUGAGCGGAACCCCUCCAUGCGGGAACACUUGAUAGUUAUUCCAUCAGCCACCAAACAGUACAUGUCCGAUAAAAUCCCGUAUUUUUUUCGCCAAAACACCGAUUUUCUCUACUUGACUGGCUGUUUGGAGCCUGAUAGUUGUCUCAUCUUGGCCACGACGGGGGCCCCCAGCCAGCACUGUUCCACCCUGUUUUUGCGCGAGAAGGACGACCAUUCCGAGCUGUGGGACGGCCCCAGGACGGGGCCCGACAACGCCCCCAACGUGUUCGGGGUCGACCAGAGUUUGCCAAUGAGCGAGAUGGAGAAUUACUUGCAGUCGUUUUUCAAAUCGAACAAUAAAUUCAGUCUUUGGUAUGACUUCAUGAACCCCGUCCAAAUCGACGUGCACAAAACAAUGGUCGAUUAUUUGAACUACAUGCGGCAAAAAAUGUGGGAAUCCCCGAAAGUUUUUAUACAUAAGCAAAGGCUGAUUAAAAGUCCAGCCGAGGUAGCGCUGAUGCAACAAUCGUGUGAUAUUGCCUCAAGGGCGAUUAUUGAAACUAUCAAGGCUUCACAUCCCGGGAUAAAUGAGAGUCAGAUUUUUGCAACAGUUGAUUAUGAGUGUAGAAUGCAAGGGGCCGAAUAUUUGGCAUACCCCCCUGUGGUAGCAGGGGGUAAUAGGGCCACAACUAUACAUUAUAUUAAUAAUAAUCAAGUAGUCCAGGACGGGGAGAUGGUUUUAAUGGACGCGGGCUGCGAAUUUCACGGUUAUUCAAGCGACAUUACCAGAACCUGGCCCAUCAAUGGUAAAUUCAGCACCAGUCAGAGAGAAGUGUACGAAGUUGUUCUAGACGUUCAAAAAAAAUUGAUUCAAUUGUGUGAAAAUUUUCCCACUUUGGACAGUUUAUUCGACUCAAUGUGUGUCUUACUAGGGAAAGGUUUGCAAGAAAUUGGCUUAAUUCCGAAAAUAUUGACCAAUCAAGCCUUGACACGCGCCGCCUAUCAGUUCUGUCCGCACCACGUGUCGCAUUAUUUGGGAAUGGAUGUUCACGAUACGCCUUUAAUUACUCGAAAUGUUAAAAUACAACCUGGGAUGAUUGUUACGGUUGAACCCGGGGUUUAUAUUAAUCACAAACACCAACAAUUACCGAAAGAAUUUCUCGGAAUGGGUGUCCGAAUUGAAGACGAUGUUUUAAUCACUGAGUCCGGUCCUGUCAUUCUCAGUCGUAACUGUCCGAAAGAAGUGUCAGAUAUUGAAGAUAUAUCUAGUCGGAAUGUGUGAUGUCAAUUGUUAUUUAAUUUAACAAUUUAAAAAUAAAAAAUAUUUUAUUCAA